GAAGAAAAGCAGAGCGAAGAUGGAUCCUAUCCACAUUGACUUACAGUUUACGUAUUUUUCCUUCAAUUAUUUGUAUAAAUCCUGAAUAAAUACAGGUCAUUGACACUUUUCUACUAUUACGUGGAAAACUUUUAUUAAAAAAAAUCAGAAAUGCUGAGAUCCGGAAGUACUUUUUAGUGUUGUUGCGGAGACGCUGAUAAAAUAUGCCAUGUUUUUAGUUGCUUCCUGUUAGUUGUGGUAAAUAACGUGGUUAAACUACUUAUAGAUUAGCGGUUAGGUAUCGAUUUUUACAUAAACUCAACAGAAAUGUAAUUUAUUUUCUACGCUGCUGAUUCAGAUAACAGUGCGUUAGCUACAUGCUAUUUAACUUGAGAUAAGACUCGGCGUUGUCACUUCAUGCCAUUCAUCUCAUUGUUGAAACGUGAUACAUCGUGCCACGUAACGUCUGGGUAGCUACCGGUGCUAAUAUUUACUGCAGACCAAAUGGAGGACGGAAAAUCGCCAACACGUUUCGUCUACUGUAACCGAGAUUUUGCUGACCAUGUUUGCUGGUCUGGAUGUGGUGACCGAACUGCCUCGAUGUCUAAAUUUGACACGACAAUUCAAGCCGGAUGGACUGACAGGAUGGAGAGGGGGCUGUUCCGUUAUCACCUGGGCGACUUGGAGACAAGAAUUUUACCUGGGCCGGCUCGGUAUGUGGCCCAACUGAAUAUUCAAAGAGGGGUAGAGCGAAGACAGCCCCAGGAAAUAUUAAGCAUCAAACAAAACUUUGACACCAAACAGUUCAACUUCAACAAAAUCAAUCCAGAGGAAGUCAUUUUUGAGAUGAGUAAGCAAAUUGAGCCUACGUCGCAACCCAAAGGUGGGGGCCCCUGUAAAGAAAAUGGACACCCAUGUGAUGAAUUCUGUAGAAUUAUGGUGAUGGUCAAUGUUAGCCCAUUGGAAUUUGGUCACUGUUUAUUAGUUCCAGAGCCCACCCAGUGUUCACCACAGGUCCUGACCCCCGCUGCCAUCCAAAUCGGAAUCGAAUCUGUGCUGCUGAGUUCUGACCCGGGCUUCCGCGUGGGAUUCAAUAGUCUUGGUGCGUUUGCAUCUGUCAAUCAUCUCCACCUUCAUGGAUACUACAUGAAGCAGGAGCUAAACUUAGAAACUGCUUCAACCCAACCCUUAGUGCCAGAAAAGGGAUUUUACCGUCUGAGAGACUUCCCCGUCGGCUUUAUGUUCUACGCUGAAAUGGAUGACCUUGAGAAAGUUGUCUGUGCCAUUAGUCAGGUCACAAACUCAUUGGUGGAGAGGAACAAGGCACACAACCUGUUUUUCACUCGAGGCUACCCACCUGGGAAGUCUGAUGUGCGUGCCAGGCGUGGUGUGCGCAUUGCCGUGUGGCCUAGGAGGUCCUGCUUUGGUGCCAAAGAUGAAUCUGCCUUCAAUGUGGCUCUGUGUGAGCUGGCUGGACAUUUACCAUUCAAGAACAGACAUGACUUUGAACACAGCACUGAAAAAGAUGUGAUGGCCAUCAUUCAGAGUUCCACCCAGGAUGUGCCCAGCAUUGAAGACAGAAACAGAGAUACUGGCACAGAUAAUUAUUUCCAAGGCAACCUCUUAAGACAAAGAUGGAGGGAUUCCCACCACCCUGGCUCCAGCCACCCAGGGACCCACUCCUCUGACAGCAAUAAUUCCAACAUGGAGGAUGAGGAGCAGGAGCCUGGCAGGAGGGCAUUCACCUUGCACCUGGGACAGGCCCUCAGGACCAGGCAGCUGGUGAUAGAUUUUGACGGGGAGCGUCCCAUCCCCCGGCUUAGGGAGCCCCUGGACCUGUUUGCCAUCCCCUCCACCCCUUUCCAGGGGGUCCGCUGGCCCAUUGAGUAUGAGGUCUUCAAGGAAGCCAUACACCACAUAGAGUGGGACCCUCCAGACCCAGAGCUGUUCUACCAGCCCACGGGCCAUGAGAGGGCCCCCAUGCCUGUCGGGGAGGAAAAGGGGAACAUGGUUUACUGCAUUGACCCAGGCACAAAGACCUCCUACUUCACCUACUCUCGUGUGGGAGGAAGCCGGGGGCCCAUCAAGAGCUCCACCUCUUGUGCCAUGCAUCAGGACAAGUCCACCCUGGCCUUUGAGUCACGCUUUGAGAGCGGCAACCUGCAGAAGGCAGUUCAAGUCGGUGUCCAUGACUAUGAGCUCACCCUCCGGACCGACAUGUACACCACCAAGCACACACAGUGGUUCUACUUCCGGGUCAGAAACAUGAAGGCGGGGGUCACCUAUCGCUUCACCAUAGUCAACUUGAUGAAGGCUAGCAGCCUGUACUGCCUGGGCAUGAGGCCUCUGCUCUACUCUGAAAGAGCCGCCUGGGAGAAGGGAGAGGGCUGGCGCCGAACUGGCUCCAACAUCAGAUACUACCGCAACCAGCACCACCAGGCUGAGCAGGACAACAACACUACCACCAACACAAAGUCCCUAUACUCCCUUACAUGGACCGGCCAGUUCCCCUACGACUUUGACACCUGCUAUUUGGCCCACUGCUACCCCUACACCUACUCCCACCUGCAGCGCUACCUCAGCCGCCUCACCUCCAACUCGGCCACCGGCGCCUACUGCAAGCUGCGGGUGCUGUGUCGCAGCCUGGCCGGCAAUGCUGUGCACGUGCUGACAGUGACAUCACCAGGAGGGGGGUGGAUGGAUAGGAGUGCCAAGCGGGCGGUGGUGGUUACAGCCAGGGUGCACCCCGGGGAGACCAACAGCUCCUGGAUGAUGCAGGGCUUCCUGGACUUCCUGCUAGGAGAGUCAGACGACGCCAGGCUGCUGAGGGAGACUUUUGUGUUUAAGGUGGUGCCCAUGCUGAACCCAGAUGGGGUGGUUGUGGGGAACUAUCGCUGCUCUCUGGCCGGCAGGGACCUGAACAGGAACUACAAUACCCUGUUGAGGGACUCCUUCCCCUGUGUCUGGCACACCAGGAACAUGGUCAAGAGACUGAUGGCUGAGAGGGACGUAGUGUUGUAUUGUGAUUUCCACGGUCACAGUCGUAAGAACAACGUCUUCAUGUAUGGCUGUACCAACAGCGAUGAUGCCACACAACGGCUCCAUGAGAGAGUCUUCCCGCUCAUGAUGAGCAAGAACGCCAAUGACAAGUUCUCGUUCAGGAGCUGUAAGUUCAGAGUUCAUCAGAGUAAAGAGGGAACAGGACGCGUCGUCAUGUGGAGGCUAGGCAUCAGGAACAGCUACACCAUGGAGUCCACCUUCGGAGGCUCCACUCUGGGGAACAGGAAGGGGACCCAUUUCACCACCAGGGACCUGAAGUCUCUGGGGUACUACUUAUGUGACACACUGCUGGACUACUGUGAUCCCGACCCAACCAAGACCAGUCACUGCCUAGCUGAGUUGCGGGCGAUGUUAAGGCAGGAGCUCAGAGAGAGGCUGGGCCGGGAGGUCGACUCUGAUGGAUCUCUCAGCGUCUCCAUUUCUGACAUUGAGUCCAGUACCAGCGGCUCAAACAGCACAGAGUCUGAUGGCCUGCCUGUCCAUCUACUGAACCGAAUUGAUGAGCAGAGCCAAGUGAAGAAGAAACACCUGAGGAGUGGUAAGGAGAGGAACAGACUGAGACAGGAGAGAGUGAGAAACGUCGACCCAAAGGUCCUCCACAGGAACAUCAAGAACAUAGACCCUGUGCUACCCACUGAGGACAUGGUGAAGGUGAGGAUCCAGGAAAAGACGGUGGCCAUGGUCAGAGAGAAGAAGAAGAGAGAGGUGCCGUUUGUGGUGAAAGUGAGCCGUCAGACAGAACGCUCCUGGAUCCCCCAUCCCACCACUCGCAUCGGGGUCAUAGGCCAUGUGACCCUCUGGCAGGAGGAGGAGUCAGAGAAGAAUGAAUACCUGGAUGCUGUAAGGGCUGCAUACCUGCGUACUCAGCCACCUGUCACAGAGGAGCCGGAGGAGGAGCGGCUGCAGUAUUGGAGUCCCCAGCUGCAGUUUGGCUCCUCCCAGGCCCCGCGGCCGGGACCUCAGCGGCGCCCCUUAUCUUUUACAGCUGUACAGCAACGCGGCUUCUCUGUGCCUGUGCCCACCUCGAAGAUCAGGGUUCACACCACCCCCAUUCAGCAGCAACCCAUGCCCUUCAGCCCCGAUCACAGAAGCCACGCUGGGAUGAGAGAGAGGAUGCCUGCUUUACACACCAGUUCUCCCCCAGUAGUUCCGGGCAUGCAGUGCAGGGUGGUCCCUGAGUUCAUCCCGCCACAAGGCCUGGAGCCCUGCCGCUCUUCCAACGUCUACCCAGCCAAGUCCCACCACCAGUGGCCACGCCCAGAGAAACAAGGCCACGCAGCCCGGGUCUCCAAACGCUACUACAUGCCAGAGGCUCCAACCUCUAACACAGAUGCCCUAGAGCCCCUAUGGAGGAGCCCAGAAAGGGACUGCACAGCAGGUGUAUCAGACGCUAUGCCUGUGGGUGAGCAGGACCAGAGUGGACCUCAAGCACCCUUUGAGAAGCCACCGAGUAAACCUGGGACAGACAGUAACUCCUUCCUGCCAGACCUGAGGCACAUAGACUUCAGAGGGAAAAGCUAUGGCUGUCUAUGGGGAGACCAGGCAGGGGCUGGAGUACAGAGGCAGGGCCCCUCAAAGAGAGAGCCGCUGAGGGGGGGAGAAGGCAGGCGUGUAUGUGGAGGAGAUGCAGCAGCAAGGCGUGUGAAAAGCAACCACAGGUUGGCCCAGCAGACAUUGCAAGAGGAUAAACAGGAAAUGGGCAUUUUACCCCAGAUGUCCUCGACCACCCACACCAAGAUAGAUCAUCUGCCCCGACAGCUAGACAGUCUACGUAGGCUCCAGAAACUCAGCCUGGCCAAUACCUCCAGGUUCCACUCCAGUGGGAGAGGGGCGGAAGCAGGGACAGGGUUGGAUCUGGAGAAGAGGAUGGUCGCCAGACCGUCAGGGUCUGCCCCUCCUCGCAGUACAGCACCUUUGAGCUGAGAACCAGGCAGGGACACACAUUGGCAAAUGUACCAGACAGACGACUGCUGAUACGAACCCCUGAAGAUGGGCGGAGACUAUAGGAAGUUUCUGCUCUAUUUUGACCACAAGAAGAUGUACAGCACAUUGCCUUUCAGGUGGAUAUCGAAAUUACAUGUAUUUUUGCCUUGAUUGUGUGACUUUCUUAUUUGAUGAGUCUACGUGUCACUUUAAAUCUAACUGAACUGUUUUGCAUACUUUUUAUAAUAUUUUGUAUCCAUUUUUCAUCAUGUAAAUUAUUUAUUUUUCAUUUCUCAAAUGGGGGCGUAAUCAGAUUGAGUCACUCCCAAUGCAGAAGUUAUUUCUGUUAAUCAAGAGACAGAUCAUCAUUAAUCAUAAAGUAUCAUAUAACAUCAGUCCAGAAAAUACUGUCUCAGUAUUACUGGGCAGCACGCGUAAUAUUAUCAAACUGUGUAUGCGUGUCUUCAUCAUUCAGACACAAUGUUACUGUAGCAUAAACCUUGUGAAACAUAGAUAUUUAGCAGACUUAAAAUUAGUGCAUUCAUCUCAAGAUAGCUGGGUGAGACAUCCACAUAUCACGUGACAAAAAAUAUAUACAGUUUGUAUUUUUAGUCACAUAUACAUUUAAUCUCUUCACAUCUGUACAAAAAAAAUCACUGAAGGUACACAUGGUAUAAAAAUACAUAUGUAAAUUGCUGGACAUGGUCCACUGAUAACAAAACUGAGGGCUGAAUCCUAACUUGAGAUACAUGUAAGUAGCAUGUAAGUUUCUCCUUACUCAUAAUCAACAUUAGUAGGAGAUACAGUAUACACGACUCUCUUUCCUGUGUUUCCAAGUGUUCAUCUCUUUCUGUGUGUCCGCUCAGCCGAGCAGUCAGGCGGCCCUCAGCUCCUGAAUCCCAUCAAACCAGAGCUGCCAACUCUCACGCAUUGACUGUGAGACAUGGAUUUGACCCUCAUCUCACGCUCCCACGGCACACCUCUUACAUCUCACACAUUGAAAAGUACUGCAUUUAUUUUUCUAAUUCAUGUUGUGCUCCAAAUCGUUUUGAAAUUGGAAAAUCUGCGACCAAGGUAAAGAUUUUAUUCAGGUUGGAUAUUCGACGGAUAUUUGCCUGUAGUUUUCCUAACGUCCACCAACAGCAGUUAGGGACCGUCAACGUAUUGACAAAUCACAUUUUUAACAUUUCAAUAGCUCUUUAACCAUUACUCCUAAAAUGUUCAAAACGGAUUCUCGCUAACCUGAUGGCAGAGACACAUAUUGCACACACUAUUUUUUUGUCAAUUUACAUCUCGCACUAUUUUAAAUUAUUUAUAAAACAUCUUGUAAUUCAAUAGCGCCUUGGUCAUGUCACAAACCUCAAAUAAGGUUCAUAAUGUACACUCAGUGGGCCUACUCAUUGCACACCCUUUUGCUUGUCCAUUUGCAUCUCAUGAGAUUUUAUGACCUUUUCAUGACCUACAACCCUUUCAGAAUAUCCACUGAGUACCAAGGUAAAGACAGUUUCAGGUUGGAUAUUCGCCAGAUAUUCACACUUUCAAACCUCAAUAGCUUUCAAACCACUUGAGCCACAGACUCCAAAUAAGUGUCAUGAUGUUGGAAACAUUGUACAGAUCGAUUUGGACAAUAAUUCACUUUUCAAAGCUAGUAAAUGUGAGCAGCUUUCCGUAUUUGUUAGGGAGCGUAAACAAACUUGUCUUACAUUCGAAUUUCAAGAGCUCCUUGGUUCAGAAUGUCCACUCAGUGGGCCUACACAGUGCACACCCUUUAGUUUGUCCAUUUUCAUCUCACACGUUUUUACAUGCAUUUUUCAAACUUUAGAAUUUCAAUAGCUCCUUGGUCAUGUGACCUAAUGACCUCAAACAAACUUCAGAAGGUUCACAGACUAGCCUUAUAUAUUGCACACUCUUGUUUGUGUACUGUAAUCUCAUGUCAAUUACACACCUAAGAAGUGUGCAGUGGACAUAUACCCAUAUUGCAUAACUUUUAGUUAUGUAUCUAUAUUGUUGUACAUUAAUAUAAUAUUAGUUUGACAAUUAGCCCCAGAUUUUUAGCAACAAAAAAAUAUAUAUAUAAAUAUUUAUUUUUUUGGCUUGCCUGUUUUGCAUGUUAUUUUGGCAUUAAUAUGUGUCACAUAUCAGUUUGCAAACAAUGUCAAAAAUAAAUGUAUAUAUAUAUAUAUAUAUAUAUAUAUAAUUCAGUUAAAACCUCUACAGGAUUGGUGUCCCCCCCCACGGGACGGUUGAGCUAACGUAGGCUAAUGUGAUUAGCAUGAGAUUGUAAGUAACAAGAACAUUUCCCAGGACAUAGACAUAUCUGAUAUGGAUCAUUAUUGUUAAACUAACUGCACUGUCCAAUUCACAGUAGCUAUUACAUUGAAAGAAUACCAUGCUUUGUUUUAGGAGAGUGUACAGUUAUGAAGUUGAAAAUGUAAUAAUAAACCAAUUAGGCACAUUUGGGCAGUCAAUACAACAUUUGAGCAGAAAUGCAAUGGCUCAUUGAAACAUUACACUGCUUCCAAAUUGCGCCUAACUUGGAAUAUUACAUUUUGGCCUUGUUCUUGCAUUUAAAGAUGAUGGAACAAAAAAAAAUAAACAUGUUUUUCUUUGUA
Messenger RNA from Oncorhynchus keta (chum salmon), 7574 nucleotides. It is a transcript of the gene agbl2, whose product is annotated as AGBL carboxypeptidase 2. Gene Ontology annotation, biological process: proteolysis. The transcript has 22 exons. The record is from RefSeq and is a predicted model, not a curated record. Lineage: Eukaryota; Metazoa; Chordata; Actinopteri; Salmoniformes; Salmonidae. Gene Ontology annotation, molecular function: metallocarboxypeptidase activity; zinc ion binding. Bases 484 to 4962 code for a protein of 1492 amino acids.